AUGUCUAAAGCUUCUUCAUUAAUUCAAAAUACAAUUCUACUUCUCUGCAUAGCAGAAGCGUUGGCGAUCAAAUGUCAUCAAUGUAAUGGAUGGCAUGGUUCAUAUUCUGUUAGAUAUUCUCAAGUAAGUACUUGUGACAAUAGAAAUAACCAAUGUGAAACGCCUCAAUAUUGCGUUAAAAUAAUAGAUUCAAUGACACCAGGAACAGAAUAUGUUACAUAUAAGAGUGAUUGCUUCUAUCAAACACAAUUACAAGUUAAUCCAUCUAAUCUAUCAUUUGUACAAGGAAAAGCAUGUUAUCCAUUUCAAGAUGGAUCAGCACCAGUUAAAAGAUGGUCAUAUUGCUUUUGCAAUGACAGAGAUUACUGUAAUACAUCAGGAUAUUCAUUCCUUGUCCUUCCAAUCAUCUUCAGCAUCUUCAUAAGUACAAGUCAUCUUCUCAUAUGA
Molecule: messenger RNA, 447 nt
Organism: Auanema sp. JU1783
Lineage: Eukaryota; Metazoa; Nematoda; Chromadorea; Rhabditida; Rhabditidae
Source: the annotation of a GenBank genome assembly